Gongylonema pulchrum is the source of this 537-nucleotide messenger RNA. The record is from the annotation of a GenBank genome assembly. NCBI's taxonomy places the organism in Eukaryota, Metazoa, Nematoda, Chromadorea, Rhabditida, Gongylonematidae.
GCAAGUGAUGAGGUGCGCAAAGGAGGCCUGGCCGAUGAGCCAGUGGUCAUGUGUGGCCUGAAGAGUGCCGCAUUUGUGAUCAUCUUCGGUGACGCAAUCCACAAUUUCAUCGAUGGAGUUGCUGUGGGCGCGAGCUUCGUCAUUUCCAAACAAGUUGGCUUAGCGACCAGUUUGGCCGUUGCAUGUCACGAGUUACCGCAUGAAUUAGGAGACUUUGCGGUGCUCAUUGAGUCCGGCUUGUCGGUGCCGCGAGCGAUGUUUCUGAACUUCUUAUCCGCUUUAACUGCUUAUGUCGGUUUAUUUGUUGGCCUGGCAGCGAUCACUAUCGACAGUGCUGUGGAAAUAAUGCUGGCCGUUACAGCUGGAAUGUUCCUGUACGUUGCCUGGCUCGAUAUGCUGGUGCACUUGAAGUUGGAGGCAGCAUCGAAAGCCGAUAAAUGGUAUGUGGUCCUGCUGCUCCAAAACGCCGGAUUCUUUGCCGGUUUCUUGAUCAUGUUCGCGAUUGGUUGGUACGAAAAAGCUCUCGCAUCGCUUUGA